Messenger RNA from Clunio marinus, 318 nucleotides. The record is from the annotation of a GenBank genome assembly. NCBI's taxonomy places the organism in Eukaryota, Metazoa, Arthropoda, Insecta, Diptera, Chironomidae.
AUGAUUUCUUCUGACAAGGCUUUGACUCGGGCCUUUUUGGCAUUUUUCAUCGGCAUCGACAGCGACAGUCUUUUAAUGAAUUCACGUCCCUUCAUACGCUUGACUCAUCAAUUGAAGAAUCAUCAACUUAGAAGACGAUGGAUGAUGAUAUUGGAUGUUCAUUUAGUAGCGACACAUCAUUACCCGAAAGACGCAUUUCGUUGUGAACAUUGUCCUAAGAGUUAUUGUUAUCGUCCGUCAUUAUUACGACAUCGAGCCAUUGUCCACGGCGAAUACAGGAAAUAUCCAUGUGAAAAUUGUUCAAAGGUGAGUGACUGA